AUGGCUGGCAUCGACCCCGCGACCGGAAAGGUCUCAAAGACGACCCUCAACCUCGGCAACCUGCCUCCUCGGAAAGGAUCCGUUGCGCCUGUUGCCUUCCCCCGCACUCCAACUCGUGUAAACCCCAACCAGCCCCCUUGGCCUGCUUUCCGUGGUUACCAUGAGUACUCAUUCGCCCAUGCUGUCAUGGGUGUCCGUCUCCCCACGAUUCUCCACAAGGCGAUCCAGGAUGUCUACCUCACCUUGAAUGCCGAGUACGAGGAGGAGCGCAUCACAGACCUCCUCAAGUGUGUCGAUAGAAUGGAGGUUCUCAUGGACGACCUCCAGGGCAAUGCCAAACUCCGCCCCAUCAUUGACGACGGCGCUGGUGACGUCGCACUCUGGAACAAGGAAAUCUCCAAGUACUUCAAGGGCAAGGACUUUAUGAACGCGCCGUGGCUCUUCGCCGAGGCGUACAAGUACCGCCGCCUCCGCGAGUGCUUUUCGCUCAGCAAGUUCUGGGUGGAGUACGAUGUCUUCUUCCGCCAGAAGUGCGAUACCUUCAGCCGUUCGGCGGCGGCUGUCAUGGAGCUUGCGUCGCGCUUCGCCGAGCCCGCCACUGUUGACAAGAGCCUGUCUCCCGAGGACCAGCGCACCAAGAAUAAGCUCAUCUUCCACGAGCUCGCUCAGAUCUGUCUGUGGGGCAACUCGACCGACCUGUCGCUCUUGAUCGACAUGACGGAAGACGACAUCAAGGCGCUCCAGUCAACUGGUGGUGAUCACCUCGCUGCCACCGAGAAGAACAUUCUAGGUAACGAUCUUAAGGUCCUUGGCGACCUUGUCACUGGCCUCAAGGGCGGUCGCAUCGACUUCAUCCUCGACAACGCCGGAUUCGAGCUCUACACCGACCUCGUCUUUGCCGACUGGCUCAUCCAGUCGGGCAUCUGCCGGGAGGUCCACUUCCAUGGCAAGAUCCUCCCCUGGUUCGUCAGUGACGUCCGUCGCCAGGACUGGAACUGGAUCCUCAACCAGUGUGUCUACGGCCACCUCUUCCAGUCGGAGGACCAGAAGAACGACGUCAGCGAGGAGGACGUGGCUCUUCUCCGGAUCCUCGGCAAGCGCUGGAAGCAGUUCGAGGCCGAGGGCAAGUUCCAGUACCACCAGCACCCCUUCUGGUGCACUGGCUUCACCUUCUGGCACCUGAACUCUGAGGCGCCCGACCUCUGGGACACUCUAUGCGAGUCGGACCUUGUCAUCUUCAAGGGUGACCUCAACCACCGCAAGCUCACUUACGACUGCCACGCGCCGGCCUCCACGCCGUUCGCACAGGCCAUUGGGCCCCUUGCCAGUGAGCCUGGAGCGCCACCCAUCUGCUCUCUCCGUACAAUCAAGUCGGAUGUCGUUGUCGGCCUGCCUGAGGGUGUUGCCGAGCACCUCGACGAGACGGAGACUGAGAACUGGAAGAUCUCGGGCAAGUAUGCCGUCGUUCUCCUGUCGCGUGGUGACAAGGGUGUCAAGAUCUAA
Molecule: messenger RNA, 1503 nt
Organism: Cutaneotrichosporon cavernicola
Lineage: Eukaryota; Fungi; Basidiomycota; Tremellomycetes; Trichosporonales; Trichosporonaceae
Gene: HRT2
Exons: 9
Coding region: 1-1503 (500 amino acids)
Biological process (GO): DNA damage response
Cellular component (GO): nucleus
Molecular function (GO): phosphatase activity
Source: RefSeq, a predicted model, not a curated record